CAUAUCAUGGAACAUCCAACUCCUAUCAGCACAAGCUCUGCCACGAGCUUAGUAGUUGGUUCAAAUCCGGAUAAUAAAACUGAUGGGGGGAAAUCUGAACAGCCUUCUGGAUCUAGUAGUGGUGAGAAAUCUCAGAAUGUCCAAGUGGGAGAUGAUGAUUCGAUUGAGGAGCCAAAAACGGGAAUGGAGUUUAAUUCCUUUGAAGAGCUAUUAAGUUAUUAUAAGGAAUAUGGUAAAAAAUGCGGCUUUGGUGUGAUGACAAAACGGACUGAGAGGGAAGAAGAUAACUCUGUUAGAUACGUCACUCUUUCGUGUGCCCGUGGUGGGAAGGCUCGGAAUAGGACAUUGAAUAUUGCUAAACCACGUCCGACAGGAAAGACGGAAUGUAAGGCAAAGAUUAAUGCCUUAAGGCAAGAUGGAGUGCUUCGGUUGACGACAGUACAUAAUAUCCAUAACCAUGGCCUCAGUCCAAAGAAAUCCCGCUUCUUUCGGUGUAAUAGAGAAGUAAGUGAUGCCGUAAAAAGGGUCCUAGAUACAAAUGAUCAGGCUGGCAUCCGAGCGAAUAAGAGUUACGGAUCUCUCGUUGUUGGCGCGGGUGGAUUCGAGAAUCUCCCAUUUUUGGAAAAGGAUUGUCGUAAUUAUAUAGACAAGGCAAGACAUCUACGACUUGGCGCCGGUGGUGCUGGAGCGCUCCGACAGUAUUUUUUGCUGAUGCAAUACAAAAAUCCUGGGUUCUUUUAUAUGAUGGAUAUAGAUGAUGACGGGAGGUUAAAGAACGUCUUUUGGGCAGAUCCCCGUAGUAUAGCAGCGUACCAAUAUUUUGGUGAUGUGGUCACAUUUGACACCACAUACCUAACGAAUCGAUAUGGGAUGCCUUUUGCACCAUUUGUUGGUGUAAACCACCAUGGACAAUCAAUUUUGUUGGGAGCAGGGUUGAUUUCUAGCGAGGAUAUCGAGACUUUUGCGUGGUUAUUCGAGACAUGGUUGCAAUGCAUGGAUGGUAACGCUCCGAAGGCUAUUAUCACUGAUCAGGAUAGAGCGAUGAAAAAUGCAAUCGCAAUUGUCUUUCCAAAUACCCGGCAUCGUUUUUGUCUUUGGCAUAUACUGAAGAAAGUUCCAGAAAAGCUUGGUUCAUAUGGUUCGUACAAAACGAGAAUGAAAAAUGCAUUGAUGAAAUGUGUAUAUGACAGCCAACAGCCAGAUGAGUUUGAGAAAUGUUGGGAUGAGUUGCUUACCACUUACAACUUGCAUGAGAAUGCGUGGUUGCAUAGCCUAUACGUUGAGCGUCAACAUUGGGUGCCGGCUUUUUUGAAGGCAUGUUUCUGGGCUGGAAUGAGUACCACGCAGCGAAGCGAGAGUAUGAAUGCAUUCUUUGACGGUUAUGUACAUUCUAGGACAAACUUAAAGGAGUUUGUCGACCAAUUUGAUAACGCAUUGAAGAAAAAGAUUGAGAAUGAAAAUCUCGCGGACUUUCAGUCAUUUAAUGUCACUAUCCCCUGCAUAUCUAGAUCUUCGAUUGAAAAGAGGUUCCAAGAGUUGUACACGAUUGCUAAGUUCAAAGAAGUUCAACAGCAAGUCAACGGUAUCAUUGACUUGAAUCCGAAGUUACAUAAUUCUGUUGGUGCCGUAAAGACAUAUAUGGUUGACGAUGAAGUUUGUUUGGAAGAUUUCACUAAGUUGGUUAAAUAUUUUGUGGACUUUAGUGAGAUUGAUGCAGUUGCAACGUGCUCUUGUAGAUUAUUUGAGAUGAGGGGAAUAUUGUGUCGGCACAUUUUGGCCGUGUUCAGGUGUAACGAUAUUAAAUAUUUGCCGGAAAUGUACAUUUUAGAUCGAUGGAGAAAGGAUAUUAAAAGGCGAUACACUUUACUUAAAAGUAGCUAUGACGAAGGGGAACAACGGCCAGAUUCUAAUAGAUAUUCAAGUCUGUUAAGUACCUGUUAUCAGAUGAUUACCCAUGCAGCGGGUUCGAGUAAGCAUACUGAGGAUGCGAGAGCUAAGUUACUCGCAAUGAUUGAGCUUUAUCGUGCGAAUGAAGAACCCCCAUCGAUGACUCAAGUUGGUUCCAAUGUUGAUAGUACGGCAAAUGCCACUACGGUCGGUGGUGCUGGGGAAGUACACAGUCCACGUGUGGUUAAAGGAAAAGGCAGACCUCCAUCUCUAAGAAGAGCAUCCAGGAUGGAGAUAGAAAUACGGAAAGCCAAAGCAAAGACAAAGAAAUCACCAGCAAAGGGGAAGUGUAAAGAUGUGCAUAUAUACACCUAUUAACUCCAAUUAGAAUUUCUUUUACCAACUCCUAUCAUAUUAAAAUAUUUUUUGAUGUCUCGACAUUUUUAGCGAGGAGGAGGAGACACCCACGUCACGGAAAGAGAAGAUACGCCAGCUGUGGAAGUAUGUCGGAAUUUGUUUGGCCCAUCUCUGAUGGAUGUGUCUAACAAGCAGCCAAUUGGAGAAAGCGAAAGCGGUGCACCAACCGUCAUUAUUGGAACUCAGCCUCAAGAAAUAAUGAUGCAGAGUCAGGAAAGCAUGCAAAUUGGCAUGGAUGGCUCACAACCUUUGCAAUGAUAGGUUUAUUGGUGUUUUAGAAAUCUCAGGAAUUUGUGGUAUUAUCUUAACUGUUGGGUUGUAUUGGGAAAGAAUUGUCAACUAUUGAGCUUUAUUGUGUGUAUUUCAUUUUCGGAAUUGUUGGGAAGAACUUGCACAAUUUGUAGGAUUGUUAAAAUAUACAGGUAUUUGGAUGGGUUUUAGGUUGUGAAAUUUGAUAAAAAUCCGGAUAUUGAGGUGCUGUAAUGCAUGUUACGUUCUUGAGGUGUUGGAACUAGAAAUCUCAGGUGUUGUGCCUUUGUGAGGUGCUGGAAUUCAUGAGGGGGAUACUGUGAAAUUACGCUUCUCAG
Molecule: messenger RNA, 2891 nt
Organism: Carya illinoinensis
Lineage: Eukaryota; Viridiplantae; Streptophyta; Magnoliopsida; Fagales; Juglandaceae
Product: protein FAR1-RELATED SEQUENCE 5-like
Exons: 3
Coding region: 7-2265 (752 amino acids)
Molecular function (GO): zinc ion binding
Source: RefSeq, a predicted model, not a curated record